Messenger RNA from Microthlaspi erraticum, 2301 nucleotides. Lineage: Eukaryota; Viridiplantae; Streptophyta; Magnoliopsida; Brassicales; Brassicaceae. The record is from the annotation of a GenBank genome assembly.
AUGGGGAUUGUGAAGGGAAGUCCAAAAGCAUGUGUCUUUAUUGGAAUCUUGUUCAUUCUAAAUUGCGCGUUUUGUUGCGUUCUUGCUCAAGAAAACGGCAAUGAGGAAACGAAGAAAUAUGUAGUGUAUUUAGGCGCGACGAAACACGAUGAUCCUGAGGUGGUCACCGAAUCACACUACAGGAUGUUGGAAUCGGUUUUCGAAAGCCCGGAAGCUGCUCGAAAAUCCAUGGUCUACACGUAUCGCCAUUCAUUUUCCGGGUUUGCAGCCUGGCUUACAAGGUCACAAGCUAAGAAUAUAUCAGACCGUCCUGAUGUUUUUAGUAUGGGACAAGAGUCAAAGCUUGAGAUGCAAAGCACGAGGAUGUACGAGUUUUUAGAGAUGACACCGAAUACUCCCAAAGGAAUCCUCCAGGAGAGCAACAUGGGAAGUGGUCUUAUAAUUGGUGUGCUCGACACAGGAAUUUGGCCAGAGUCUGAGGCUUUCAACGACGAAGGUUAUGGACCGAUACCGAAACACUGGAAAGGGGAAUGCGUAGCCGGAGCAGGCUUUGACCCAAAAAUCCAUUGCAACAAGAAGUUAAUAGGAGCAAAGUACUACCUUGAUAGCUGGUUCCAGAAAAACGCGCCAGCCGUCCUCGCCCCGGAUGAGUUUUUGUCCCCUAGAGGUUAUGGUCCACACGGAACGAUGUGCGCUGCAAUUUCUGCAUCUUCCUUCGUGCCUAACGUUUCGUAUAACGGCUUAGGACUUGGAGUCAUGAGAGGUGCUGCUCCAAAGGCUCGUAUAGCUAUGUACAAGGUUAUGUGGAAUGAAGAACCUUUUGGUAUGGGCAGCGCGAACCUGGUCAGGGCAAUCGAUGAGGCCGUAAAAGAUGGUGUUGAUGUACUGACGAUUUCAAUCGGCGCCACCCCGGCUCCUAUCAAACCAGUAUACGCUCUUGGGGAAGAUAUGGAGGUUGGAACGUUCCAUGCGGUGAUGAAGGGCAUUCCGGUUGCAGUUGGUGGUGGUAAUUCAGGCCCCGACGCUUACACUGUCACUAAUACAGCUCCGUGGUUGAUCUCAGUCGCUGCAUCUACCCUUGACCGUGCCUAUCAUGUAGACAUUACUUUGGGAAACAACAUGACCAUUGUUGGUAUAGCUAGAAAUCGGGAGGCUGUAUCUGCUGAUAUAGUUUACGUGGAAGAUUGGAAAAAACUCAGUCCUACAGGCGCUAACCCGUCGUUGGAAGGAAAAAUUGUUUUAACGUUUGUGUCACAAGAUUUUGAUGUGGCGGGCGCUCUUAACACGAUAACCUUGUCCCCGGGGGUGAUAGGCGUGAUCGUUGCACGAUCUACUGAUACCAUGAGUGAUUUUCCCUAUUUUGUGCCAGAUGUCACCGUAGACUUUGAAGCCGGGACCAAGAUCCUACGGUACAUGUCCACAACAAGUUCGCCCAGGGCUCAUAUAACCCGUGCUAGAACCGUCUUGGGACAUCCUCUAACGACUGCGAUUCCGAAAUUCUCAUCUAGAGGCCCUAAUCCAAGUGCUCCAGCCAUUCUCAAGCCUGAUAUCGUAGCCCCCGGUAUGAACAUUAUUGCGCAUGGCUCCGGAUAUUAUGUAGGAGAUUCCCCCAAAGUUAUGAUAGGUCAAGGAACAUCUUUUGCCACUCCGGCUAUUGCCGGAAUCGUCACCCUUCUCAAAGCUUUACACCCUGACUGGUCUCCUGCUAUGCUCAAAUCAGCUAUCAUGACUUCAGCGCGGACGGUCGAUCCAUCUGGCGACCCCAUUUUCGCCGAAGGUUAUCCAAGGAAGCUGGCUGAUCCAUUUGACAUGGGUGCUGGACUCGUCAACCCGGAAAAGGCCAGAGACCCGGGGCUUGUCUACGACAUGAACCUCGACGACUACGUUCACUUUUUCUGCGCCUCUGAUUACCCUGAGGAAAAGAUCACUCUGCUCACCGGAAAAGAGACCAAAUGCCCGUCUCCCAGACCGUCUCUGCUCGACGUGAACUAUCCGGCCAUCACCAUUCCUUAUCUUGCGGGAGAAGUCACUGUUACGAGGACCGUGACCAACGUCGGACCUGUGGACUCGGUCUACAGACCCGUGAUCGAGGCUCCUGAAGGUGUGAAGGUUGCUGUUGAGCCGGAGACUCUGGUGUUUAACUCGAGCACCAAGAAACUUGCGUUUAAAGUUAAGGUCACGACGACUUAUAAGAGCAACACUGGUUACUAUUUUGGUAGCUUUGCUUGGACUGAUGGGACCCGAAAUGUUAACAUUCCUUUGUCUGUGAGGACUCGUGUUACCAAGUUUUCGCAGCCUUGA